CACAAUAAGGUACGCAUUGAUAAAUGUAGUGUCUAACGCAAGCUCAAAACCCCUUGUCAUUGUGACACCACUAGUUGUUUCCCACGUUCAAGCCACCAUAAUCUGUUCCCAACGCCAUGGCAUGCAGAUCCGAACCAGAAGCGGAGGCCACGAUUACGAGGGUCUCUCCUACGUUGCCAAGGUUCCAUUUGUGGUCAUUAACCUCAUAAACCUUCGAGAAAUCAAAGUGGACGUGAAAAACAACACUGCAUGGGUUCAAGCUGGAGCAACUAUUGGUGAACUUUACUACAAGAUUAGCGAGAAAAGCAAAACACUAGGGUUCCCAGCAGGUGUGUGGCCCACUAUGGGCACUGGUGGCCACUUCAGUGGCGGUGGCUAUGGAUUCUUGAUGCGUAAGUUCGGUCUCGCUGCUGAUAAUGUAUUCGAUGCUCACAUAAUUAACCCGAAGGGUAAUCUCCUUGAUAGAGAAGCCAUGGGUGAGGAUCUGUUUUGGGUCAUUAGAGGAGGUGGAGGACCAGGUUUUGGAAUCAUCGUGGCUUGGAAGAUAAAACUAGUUCCAGUUCCAUCUACUGUGACAGUGUUCAAUGUUUGAAGGACAUUGGAGCAGAAUGCAACAGAUAUUAUUCAUAAGUGGCAGCUUGUGGCAAAUAAACUUGACAAUGGCCUAAUGAUUAGGGUCAACGAGGUAAGGGUAAAUUCGUGAUGUUUUAUUCCAAAACUCGUGAUGUAGAUUGCUAACUUACUCUAAGAUGGAAGUAUCAUUACCCUUAUUUUAUCUCUCUUCUCUUGAUUUUUUUUCCUCUAGGUCUCUGUCUCUUUAUCCCAUUCAUACACCCCAUCUCCAUAUACUCUGAAA
Messenger RNA from Glycine soja, 856 nucleotides. RefSeq names its product tetrahydrocannabinolic acid synthase-like. The record is from RefSeq and is a predicted model, not a curated record. Bases 122 to 592 code for a protein of 156 amino acids. Gene Ontology annotation, molecular function: FAD binding. NCBI's taxonomy places the organism in Eukaryota, Viridiplantae, Streptophyta, Magnoliopsida, Fabales, Fabaceae. The transcript has a single exon.